Molecule: messenger RNA, 4672 nt
Organism: Menidia menidia (Atlantic silverside)
Lineage: Eukaryota; Metazoa; Chordata; Actinopteri; Atheriniformes; Atherinopsidae
Source: the annotation of a GenBank genome assembly
UUGGCAGGGAAACCUCUUGGUAGAGCUCAAGGGAGAGAUGUAGCCCCUCCCUCCCUGAAACUUCCGACCAAUCGACAAACGCGGGGCGGGCCUGCGCAUGCGUGAGAUGAACGCGCGGGAGCGCAUGAAAACAACGAUGGAGCUGACAUUUGCUGUUCUUUAUUCUUCACUGCUUUGAUUUAAACAUCAUUUUACACUGCAAACAAUUCUACAGAUGCCGAAGUUGAUGUUUAAUCACUGUUUGGGAGUAUCUUGCUAUUCUGGAGCGAGCUAUUACGUCGUGUUUUCCUUUGUUAUGCUAUGCGACUUGAACAUACUGUGCAUUUAGUAUAAAGCUGCUAGUGGGAAGUUGCUAACACUUAUUAAGUACAUUUAAACUGACAUAAUAUUCUACUCACAAACAUCAAUGCAGUCUGGAGCAGUUGUUUAACCUCUUCUAAUGGCUGUCGAUUCUUCUACACAAGGGUGGAGCAGCAUGGCUGAUGACUUCAGUGAGUCCCUUACUCCACCGGUGUCCCCCUUUGCAGCAGACAGCCAGUGUGCUCUGACACCCACUCGACCGCCAUGCUUCUGCUGCUCUGAAAGAAAAGAUGACUCCACCAGAGCUCUGUCUGCCGAGGGGUACAUUGCCAGACGCUCCCUGAAAAGGCUUCUGCUGCGUCUUGACCCAGCCCCUGCCGAGUAUGAGACUGACACGGUGGACAUCUUUGGCUUCCCUUGGGUGACUGAGACAGCGCUUGUGGAAUCUACAAAGUUACUAUUUGGUCUGUUCAGACAAAAGGUUUUCAAGUUAGAGACUAUGGUACAGUCCAGUUCACGUGACUUUGGACAGGCAGGAAAUCUGCACUAUGAAGCAGAGGAGCUCCGACAACAGUGCGUUUUGUUUCUUCAGUACGUUUCAGUCUUUUUGCACAGAUAUCUGGAGCCUUCUGGGGGCCUGGAUGUGAGUCCUUCACAUCCUUAUGAGGAGCUGGAACAUCAGCUGCCCUCUGCUCUUCUGGAGGAGCUGUUUGGAAUCACUCUCCUCGUUGGGCGACUGAAGGACCUGCCUGCUAAUGUUCAAAGCGCUUUCAGUAUACAGAACCAUGGAAAGAUUUUUCCUCCAUCUUGGCAUUUGUUGCACCUUCAUCUUGACAUACACUGGUCGGUUUUGGAGAUCCUGCACAUCCUUGGCCAAAAGAUGCAAGGCCAGGUGGUGUACGCCCACCAGUUUGCAAAUCUGACCGGGGAAAACCUGACUGAUACCAGUCUGUUCGAGGAGCACCUGUGCAGCCUGCUGUGUGAUCUUACUGGUCUGGCCAUAAGCAAAUACAGCAAGGUGAGACCAACAGAGGCAGCAGGCAGCACUCAUUACCUCUGCUCCUGCACCAAAGAGCUCUGGAUCCUGCUCAUGUACCUCCUGGAACACAGGCACAAAGUGUUGCACACACAGUCGUUCUGGAGCUGCAUGAACUCACUGCUGAGAUCCCUGGUUUCAGGGAAACCAGGGGAAGAGCGCUUCAGUGGCCUCCCAACACACUGUAAAGACCCUCUGGGAUUUACAUGGUGGCUGGUCACUCAUUUGGCGAUGUUAGGCCAGUACAGUCGAAAUGGCACGAUUCAGAAUGAGAAACAGCUUGAAGAUAACUGGAUAUUUGUAGAAGAGCUUCUGAGGCUAACUUGUAACCCCAAGGCUGGUCUACCAGAGGAGCAGGUCAGGAUUCAUGUCCACUGCUGCCUCAGUUUGUGUCUGCUGUGGAAACCAAGCACCACUGCUGUCUCCAUCCUCUGGGACUACUUUAGUAAGAACCUGAAUGGCUCAUUCGCCGUGCCGUGGUUGGGGAUGUCUGGCCUGGGCACGCUGUGCAGGACGCCCCUAGCUCUGUUGGAACAGGCCCGCAGCUGCUGCUCUCCCUCACCCCUCCAUUCUCCGGGUCACGACCAGCUCUACCGCUCUGCCAACUCCUUCCACAUCUUCCUCCGAGUCCUGGCGCUUUGCCUCGCCCAGGACACGGCGGGCGGAGUCCCACAAAGGCAGAUUAAGGGGAGGAUCUUCUCAAAGUUCUCUCUUAAGAAGAUGCAGGAGCUCUCAGAAGCGGGUCUCAUGAACUUUCUGCUGCUGGUUCUGGUGGUGGCCAGGCAGGCAGAGCUGGAAGACGUGGCCAGCAGAGCCUGUGAGCUGCUCGGCUUCCUGCCCGCCAACUGCCCCCCCCAGCAUCGCACACUGGUCUGGAGAGGGCAGUUAUCGUUGCUGCUGCUGUUCCAGGAGAGGGGUCUGGAUGUGGGUGCCCAGGCUAGCUGGUUGGCCUCCUCCUUCAACGAGACAGCCAAGGAGUUCUACAAUAAGACCACAGAGGUGUCUCGCAGGCUUGCCCUGUGGGGGCCGCUCGGCUCUUACCUGGACGGUGUGGCUGAGGUGUUUGAGACGAGCAGCACCCUGAGUCUGUCGGAGGAAAAGCUGCUCAACGAAGGGUUCGAUUGGCUGCUGCCCGCCUGUCGCCAGUCCGAGCUGAAUUCCGCCCUGGCCUUCCUACAGGUCGUCCUCACUCAGCUCAGACGGGUCCAUCAGCGCGGCGUCCAGUCAACGCCCACCCCGGCCUGGGCUCCCACUACCUCCACCAGCACCACCAGCGGCGCGAUUAAAGAGCACCACCUAGCUGUAGCCUCCGCUCUCUGGGCGCACUUCUUCCCCUUCCUGCGCAGUUUGCGGCUCUCUCAGACGCCUCCGGCACAGCUGGCAGAUGCAGCUGCAGGUUUCACCUUACUGGCUUUUGAUCUACCCACUUCUGCACCCCAAGACCUUCAGCCCAAUCCAGUCCAGUCCAUAAUGCAAUGCUUUGGUUGGGAUGACAUGGUUCACCCACUUCUGGUGACUCGCUACCUCCCCCAUCUUCUCCAAAACAGUGAGAUGGUGUCUUUGCUAAGCAGUAACUCCAGCAUUCCUGCAUCCGGCUCCGCUGAAGGCCUGACGGUCAGAGCCUGGUUCAGAUGUGUUCUGCAGCAGCACCUUCACAAGAACUCAGAUGGGACCGACAGCAGGACGGGCAGGACUGCGGGAGAGCAGCUGUGCGAACUGACCCGGCUGGUGCUGAGACUUCCUGAGGUGGACAGCCUCCUGCAAAGAGCUGGGCUUCAGCCCACAGCCACCAGACCAGAGCCCACGUCGUCCUUGGAGGCGUUCGUCAAGGCUGUGGGAAGCGUGUACAGUGGACUGCAGCUCCUGUCCGAGCGGUCGGCCAUGGUCACCAAAGCCCUCGAUUACAUUGGUGACAUCCUGAAACACAUCAAACCCUACGUGGUUAGCAAGAACCAAGAGGGGAUGCAACUGUCGUACUGGGUUGUUGGCUGCAUAGUGAGGCACUGGAGCCCCCUGCUGGCCACUUCCAAAGCUCAGCAGCUGCUGUUCAGGAUUGUGGACGGGUUGCUGCUUCCCCACAACCUCCCCCAGCACGACAAAGCUCUGAGGGACAGCCUGCCUCUGUUUCUACAGGGUCUUUCAGUGGCCUCGAGUGUGUCUCAGUCCCAGGGAGCUCACCUCCGGCAGCAGCUGCGCUCGGUAACCCAUAGAUACGUGGACCAUUUCCUUCCUGCCGCCCCCUCCAUGAGCACCAUCGCCAACCACCCUGUGCUUCUGGCCGCGUGUGAGGCCAGCCCGACGGCGCGGGGGGCCGCUCUGAGAAGGACCAUCCUGGAGGUGCUCUGUGAGAACUUCCUGCAGUUCAGAGGUCACGCCCCCCCUCCCCGCCUCGCAUCAGUCCUGAUGUUCCUGCUGGAGCUUCUGAGGCGCAACGGCGACUCGGACGUUACCCUCCUCACCCUGCCCCUGCCGUCUCUGCUGCGAUGUCUGAUGCUGGUCAACGAGCCACAGGUGAGGAGGACGAGCACAGAUGCGUUACAGCUUGUGGUGGAGCGAUGUGCCGCUGUGUCUGCGGGGGGACCGUGCGAGCAGAUGAUCACCGUCUUACGAGCGUUUGCGGAGGACAACACGGGCGUCUACGACAGGCAGGCCUACGCCGUCCUGGAGACGGUGGCCGUCCUGGAUCCGGCCGCGGUCCUGGCUCUGGUCCCCGACCUGACCGCCGGCCUGAGGAAGGCAGAGCACAAACGAGGCCUGGGCAAGAACACCAGCCUGAGGAGUGCAUACAUGAAGCUGCUGUGUCUCCUCGGAGAAGGUGGGCAGGCUGAAAUCACCAGUCUGGAGAGCGAUUAAGAAGUUUUUCCGGAAGACGGACACCUUGCAGAUGACCUUUGAGAAGAGUUUAUAUCUUCUAUCAUGAUAUUUUUCAAUUGUUAUAAAGAGUUGUACCGCUGCUACUGGUGUGAGGGUAUCUUAGACAUUAUAAGUCUGUUUUAUAUUAAAGACAACAGCAGAACAGGAGAUUUACAAUUACAGGAAUCUUCAGCUUAAUGCAUGAGCCCUUUCAUGAGCUUGUAUAUAAUGUAGAUAUUGUAAAGCGAGCGCAGCAUUAAGUUACAGCAGACGUGUUGGUGAAAUAAAAUGUGACAGUGGAUGCAUAAUCAGUCUCUCAGCCUUUUCAGUCGUUUCCGUGAGCAGUGUGGAAUGUACACAUCAGAGCACUCGUCCAUCUUGGGCCAUCAGGCUCCGUCUCUAGUUCAAGUUGGCACUCUGAAAUAGAGAUUUGAUGACCCCAUCCCCCAAAAAAUGAAAAAGUGAGUAAUGGAGAGAAUCACU